Messenger RNA from Alosa alosa (allis shad), 4241 nucleotides. It is a transcript of the gene atp2a2b, whose product is annotated as ATPase sarcoplasmic/endoplasmic reticulum Ca2+ transporting 2b. The record is from RefSeq and is a predicted model, not a curated record. Gene Ontology annotation, biological process: intracellular calcium ion homeostasis; calcium ion transmembrane transport. Gene Ontology annotation, molecular function: ATP hydrolysis activity; ATP binding; P-type calcium transporter activity. Gene Ontology annotation, cellular component: membrane. Bases 629 to 3751 code for a protein of 1040 amino acids. Lineage: Eukaryota; Metazoa; Chordata; Actinopteri; Clupeiformes; Clupeidae. The transcript is spliced from 22 exons.
GCGUUCCGUGGGGUUGCAUUUCCUAAAUUCUCCAUCUCUUGGAUUCACAUUGUAAGUACAAGUUCCUGGCUGGCUUAAUGUGAUAUUCGGAAUCCUAUCUUGCACUUCUUUAGUUUGACACAAGUUGCAACCCAAUUACAAGGAAUCCUCAAAGGCUAAGCUAACAUAUUUGCAUGAAGGGGUCAGCUGAUUCGUUCGAACUGAGAAACCGACUUGGGAAGAAAAAGGAUUUCCGGAGUUGGUCCAGCCAAUGAGAGCAUUCCACAUGCGGACACCGAACAGUGCAUGCGGAUCAGUCGAGAGGGACAGAAGAGAAACGCGAUUGGUGCUGAUGGUGAUAGUGCGUCCCGGCUCCUUCCAACUGCAACUCAAGGAAUGAGCUGAAAAUACGACGGGAACCGGAGCAUUCACCACCUCAUAAUUUGUUUUUAGAAUUGAACAAGGACGAGGGAAGUCAACAACCGACUUUAACAGUUACUCCCAAGGUGCUCGGAAACGACAGAUAUACAGAUCAAUUUGCUCUUCUAUUUUGUGAUAUUUUGACAAGAUUUUGUUAGUAGGGGUUCGCUCGAGGAGGCGGCAGGGAUUGAUUCAGUGAAAAACUACUGUCAUCAAGCGGCCAUCCACUAUGGAGAACGCUCACACGAAGACAGUGGAGGAAGUUUAUAGUUACUUCAAUGUAAUUGAAAGCACGGGGCUCAGUUUGGAUCAAGUGAAAAAGCAGAAAGAGAAAUAUGGACCUAACGAACUGCCUGCUGAGGAAGGGAAAUCUCUGUGGGAGCUUGUCCUAGAGCAGUUUGAAGACCUACUAGUGAGGAUUUUGCUUUUAGCAGCCUGCAUAUCCUUUGUGCUGGCCUGGUUUGAGGAGGGCGAGGAGACCAUCACCGCCUUCGUAGAGCCAUUUGUCAUUCUGCUCAUCCUCAUCGCCAACGCCAUUGUUGGUGUGUGGCAGGAGCGAAAUGCAGAGAAUGCCAUUGAGGCCCUGAAAGAGUACGAGCCAGAGAUGGGGAAGGUGUACCGACAGGAUCGCAAGAGUGUGCAGCGCAUCAAGGCCAGAGACAUUGUCCCCGGAGACAUUGUGGAGGUGGCUGUGGGUGACAAAGUUCCUGCCGACAUCCGCCUCACUUCAAUCAAGUCCACCACACUGCGGGUGGACCAGUCCAUUCUGACAGGAGAGUCCGUUUCGGUCAUAAAGCACACCGACCCUGUGCCUGACCCCCGCGCAGUCAACCAGGACAAGAAGAACAUGCUCUUCUCUGGCACCAACAUCGCCGCGGGCAAGGCGGUGGGUGUUGUGGUGGCCACGGCCGGCGCCACGGAGAUCGGCAAGAUCCGUGACGAGAUGGCGGGCACAGAGCAGGAGCGCACGCCGCUGCAGCAGAAGCUGGACGAGUUUGGCCAGCAGCUCUCCAAGGUCAUCUCGCUCAUCUGCAUCGCCGUGUGGAUCAUCAACAUCGGCCACUUCAACGACCCCGUGCACGGCGGCUCCUGGAUCCGCGGCGCCGUCUACUACUUCAAGAUCGCCGUGGCGCUGGCCGUCGCUGCCAUCCCUGAAGGUCUGCCUGCUGUCAUCACCACCUGCCUGGCUCUGGGCACUCGUCGCAUGGCCAAGAAAAAUGCCAUUGUGCGCUCGCUCCCCUCUGUGGAAACCCUGGGAUGCACCUCCGUCAUCUGCUCCGACAAGACGGGCACCCUCACCACCAAUCAGAUGUCUGUCUGCAGGAUGUUCGUUGUUGACAAAGUGGAGGGAGACGGCUGUUCCCUGAAGGAGUUUACAGUUACUGGAUCCACCUACGCCCCUGAGGGACAAGUUUUCCAUGAAGGCAAGGCGGUCAGGUGUUCCGAGUAUGACGGUCUGGUUGAGAUGGCCACCAUCUGUGCUCUGUGCAAUGACUCAUCACUGGACUACAAUGAGACCAAAGGAGUGUUUGAGAAGGUGGGCGAGGCCACCGAGACGGCCCUCACCUGCCUGGUGGAGAAGAUGAAUGUGUUCGACACUGAGCUCAAAGGCCUAUCCAAGGUUGAGAGAGCCAACGCCUGCAACUCGGUGGUGAAGCAACUGAUGAAGAAGGAGUUCACCUUGGAGUUUUCUCGGGACAGGAAAUCCAUGUCUGUGUACUGCACUCCCAACAAAGCCCGCUCCUCCAUUGGCAAGAUGUUUGUGAAGGGAGCUCCUGAGGGAGUUGUGGACAGGUGCACGCACAUCCGCGUGGGAGGCAACAAGGUGCCCCUGACGGCCGGCAUCAAGGAGAAGAUCAUGUCCGUGAUCCGAGAGUACGGCACCGGCCGUGACACACUGCGCUGCCUGGCACUGGCCACCAGAGACAACCCCCCCAGCAAAGACCAGCUCGUCCUGGAGGACUCCGCGCGCUUUGCAGAGUAUGAGACGGACCUGACGUUUGUGGGCUGCGUGGGCAUGCUGGACCCACCGCGUGCCGAGGUGGCCGCCUCCAUCAAGCUGUGCCGCCUGGCGGGCAUCCGCGUCAUCAUGAUCACCGGCGACAACAAGGGCACGGCCGUGGCCAUCUGCCGGCGCAUCGGCAUCUUCGGCGACGGCGAGGACGUGUCGCGCAUGGCCUACACCGGACGCGAGUUCGACGACCUGUCGCCGGUCGCCCAGCGCGAGGCCGUGCUCACGGCCCGUUGCUUCGCCCGCGUCGAGCCCUCGCACAAGUCGAAGAUCGUGGAGUUCCUGCAGUCCUAUGACGAGAUCACCGCCAUGACUGGUGACGGUGUGAAUGACGCACCUGCCCUCAAGAAGUCCGAGAUCGGCAUUGCCAUGGGCUCCGGUACCGCCGUCGCAAAGUCCGCGUCUGAGAUGGUGCUUGCCGACGAUAAUUUCUCCACCAUCGUGGCUGCCGUGGAGGAGGGCCGUGCCAUCUACAACAACAUGAAGCAGUUCAUCCGCUACCUCAUCUCCUCCAACGUGGGAGAGGUCGUCUGCAUCUUCCUGACGGCGGCGCUGGGCUUCCCCGAGGCUCUGAUCCCCGUGCAGCUGCUGUGGGUGAACCUGGUGACGGACGGCCUGCCAGCCACCGCACUGGGCUUCAACCCCCCCGACCUGGACAUCAUGAACAAGCCCCCCCGCAACGCCCGCGAGCCCCUCAUCUCCGGCUGGCUCUUCUUCAGAUACCUGGCCAUCGGAUGCUAUGUGGGUGCUGGUACUGUUGGAGCUGCUGCCUGGUGGUUCAUUGCUGCUGAGGAUGGACCCAGGAUUACCCUCUACCACCUGUCCCACUUCCUGCAGUGUGCGCCCGAUAACCCUGACUUUAAUGGCGUGUCCUGUGAGAUCUUUGAGUCGCCCUACCCCAUGACCAUGGCCCUGUCUGUGCUCGUCACCAUCGAGAUGUGCAACGCUCUCAACAGUGUGUCGGAGAACCAGUCUCUGCUGAGGAUGCCCCCAUGGGACAACGUGUGGCUGCUGGGGGCCAUCUGCCUCUCCAUGUCCCUCCACUUCCUCAUCCUCUAUGUGGAGCCCCUGCCGAUGAUCUUCCAGAUCACUCCCCUCAACUUGACCCAGUGGCUGAUGGUGCUGAAGAUCUCUCUGCCCGUCAUCCUGCUGGACGAGCUGCUCAAGUACGCCUCCCGCAACUACGUGGACCCGCCCAAGGAGCUGGACGAGAAGAAGGGUUGCUCGCUGGCCAACUGCAUGGAGGGCAUCUCCUGGCCGUUUGUGGCCAUCUCUCUGCCCCUGUUGAUCUGGCUGUACAACACUGACACUAACCUGGCCGAGAUGUUCUACUCCUCCUGACUGACCUAAGCACAACAACAACAUACAAACAAAAAAGAAAUGAACCCCCCUCCCCCCACCCACCCCCCUCCUUCUUUGUGUGUUGUAGCUAGAGAUUGUGUGAGCGUUUGCGUGCCAGUAUGCGUGCGUCUUCAAGUGUGUCUGUGCAGCAGUGAGCGUGCAUGUGAGGGACGAAAUGUUUAACACAACCAUAACAAUAAUAUAAGAGAAAAAAAACGCCUAUGUUUCUUUUUAAUAAAAGUGUAUUGGGGAGGGUGUAUGUGGGAGGGCGGGGGUGGCACAUUGUUUCUUUCAAGUUUUUUCGGGAGCUUUUUCCCCGUGGUGUAGAUUACUUCUGCCACAUCUGGUCUUGAGAUGAUCAGUUUCUCUUUUUACGUUGAUCAUUCGGUUGCCUUUUUAGAAAGUUUUUACAAUUUAACAAAUUGUAACUUCUCCAUGGUCUCAUUUCUAAUCCAUAGUCUUUUUUUUUUUUUUUUUUUUUGGUGCCCCC